CCCGCCGCCCCGGAAGCGGCGCUGCAGGCGCCUUCCGGCGGCGAGCGGCGGCCAUGGCGGCGACGCGGCUGGAGCUGAACCUGAUGCGGCUGCUGAGCCGGUGCGAGGCGCUGGCGGCCGAGCGGCGGGACCCCGACGAGUGGCGGCUGGAGAAGUACGUGGCGGCCCUGGAGGACAUGCUGCGCGAGCUGAAGAAGCAGUCCAGCAAGCCUGCCCCAGAACUGCUGAAUGAAUACUCUCGCAAAGUGGACUUCCUAAAGGGACUUUUAGAAGCUGAAAAAUUGUCAUCAUCCACCGAAAAGGCCCUGGCUAACCAGUUCUUGGCUCCUGGGCGUACCCCUACAACAAUCAAAGAGAGAACUCCAGCCACCAAAACAGUUCAUCUGCAGACAAAGGCUCGUUGCACAGGGAAGAUGAGGAGUGAGCUGCUUGGUACAGAUCCCUUAGCUAUUAAUGAUUCUGAGGAGUUGAAUGUAAGGAAGCGGAAAGGCCUUGCAUCUGAUGAGAAGCAGUCUGCAGUUGAGCUAGAUGCUGUGUUGCAACGCCAUCAGGAUAUGCAGGAGAAACUAGCUGAAGAAAUGCUAAGUUUGGCUCGCAGUCUGAAAAACAACACUCUGGCUGCACAGAACGUGAUAAAACAGGAUAACCAGACUUUAUCACAUUCCCUCAGAAUGGCAGACCAGAACUUUGAGAAGCUUAAGGAUGAAUCUGACCGCCUUGAACAACAUGCAAAGAAAUCAGUCAACUGGCUACUUUGGAUAAUGUUAAUUGUAGUUUGUUUUAUAUUCAUCAGUAUGAUCCUGUUCAUCAGAAUUUUCCCCAAACUAAGAUGAUUUUCUACAACUGCCAGAAGUGACAGUUGGAAAGUUCGCCUGGUAUGAUACAUGCUACGUUGCAAUGAAGUUGAUUAUUGACAGUCUGCCACCUAUCAUGUCCCAAAAGAGUUCAUCCAAGGACUACCCUUGCAUCUCUUUCUUGUGCCAUCACUGGAUUCAGUGAAUGAUUUCACAGGGAAGAUAUGCUGUGCUUGGAUAUUUGGUUAUUUCUUUUACUUAGUUAAUAUUGUUGCCUAUUUCUUGAGCAAAGAACUGAGAUAAAGAUGACAGGUUACAGUGAGCUCCUAAAACAAAGUCCCUUAGAUAGGUGCUGUUCUCUGUGUUGUUGAUGGAGUUGUGUCAAACGCUGUGACACCUCUAAAAGGAGUUUACCCAGUACAAAUUCUAGUAAGUCAGUUGAAGUCAUUCGAUUUUUUUUUCCUGUGUUUGCAGUUCUCCUGUACUGAACCAGGGCCAUGCUGCAAAUACGAUACUUAAUUACAAAGGUGGUGUGUGUAUACCACUGUAGGGUGUGGGAAGAGAACAUUGCCAUUGAGUUGCUGACCUGGCUGAGAUUCAGAGAAUGGUGACAGGUACAACUAAUCUCAGGCUUGCCUUCUUCCCAGGUGGAUGUUUGUCGUUGCAGUUGUCUUUGGUUUAGUUACUACGGAAGGGCAGAAGCCACAUGAAGUUUUCGCUUCCCUUUUUGUAUGCACAAAUGUUCUCAGUGAGUCACUGUCUGUUAUAUUAAUGCUCUUAUAUCAAGGAUAGGCUCUGACCCUUGCACUGUGGAGCUGUACACAGAGCACUCUCCAUAUGGUACAGAUCCUGCCUAUGUGAAUAUUAUUUCACUGUAAAACAAGGGCGGAGGAAGCUGGUGUCUUCAAGAUACGAAUAAAUAUUUAGCUAUUACUUUUUGAGACAAACUGUUCUGGUCAAGACUAGUUGUGUCAAAAUUGUAUUUCUAAGAGAUCACUGCCAUAAAGUGAGAUUAAAUAAAUCAGAAUGAAUACUUUUUAAAAAACAGUUAACCACUGGAAAAACAAGGGCUCUAAGUAAAGCAAGAUUUAUCAUGACUGUGAGAGCCGUUUUCAAGUGUUUGUGAUAAGCUAGAAGCAAAACAUUAUGCCUUGUGGGCUAUAAUUUCUGGGAGUGUUAUUCAAGUGUUGGUACUUAAAUACGUACGGUGUUUAACAUACUGAGAUGGGAAGAGCAAAAGAUGAUUCCAAAGUAUUUGGCAUUUCUAUUGCUGCUUUGAACCACUAGAUGGAGUAUUUUAGACCUUUUAAAGCGGCUUUGAAUUAAAGAGGAGGAAAAGUGCUGUUUGUCACAACAA
Molecule: messenger RNA, 2151 nt
Organism: Rhea pennata
Lineage: Eukaryota; Metazoa; Chordata; Aves; Rheiformes; Rheidae
Gene: USE1
Product: unconventional SNARE in the ER 1
Exons: 8
Coding region: 54-833 (259 amino acids)
Biological process (GO): retrograde vesicle-mediated transport, Golgi to endoplasmic reticulum
Cellular component (GO): SNARE complex; endoplasmic reticulum
Molecular function (GO): SNAP receptor activity
Source: RefSeq, a predicted model, not a curated record